AUGAAACCCAGGAUUCAGCAUCGUUGGGAUCGACCCUUCAAGGAGGAAGCCUCCUUUGGCUUACCUCGAGACUGGAAGCGUGAGGACAGGAAUCUUCCGGACGAGGAUGAAGUGGAACUGCCCCGCGCUCUGAACAUCCGGCGGCUUACGGCUCAAAGCCUCGAAGAAGUGGCAAAGGCCUCCGUACUCGUCGUUGCAAUGCGCUAUCCUUGGUGCACGGCUUGCGAGGAGAAGGACAAG
This is a messenger RNA of Symbiodinium pilosum, 240 nucleotides long. The record is from the annotation of a GenBank genome assembly. NCBI's taxonomy places the organism in Eukaryota, Dinophyceae, Suessiales, Symbiodiniaceae.